Molecule: messenger RNA, 831 nt
Organism: Mesorhabditis belari
Lineage: Eukaryota; Metazoa; Nematoda; Chromadorea; Rhabditida; Rhabditidae
Source: the annotation of a GenBank genome assembly
AUGCCAAUGGCGAUCAGUCGAGUGAAGAUGUGGAAAGUGAUCAUUGUUUUCACGGCGAUAAAGCUCUCAGAAGCGUGUUUAUCUUCUGGAGCAUGUGGGUCUUCGUGUGCUCCAGCUCCAGCUGCAUCAUGUGCUCCAUCUUCUUGUCAACCGGGAUAUUCCUGUGGUCCGUAUGGUUGUGCUCGGAAUCGAGCUCGCUCAGCGCUCACCAAGAAAUUUGAGGGGAUCUUUUUGGAUGAUUCGUCAGAAGAGCAUACAAAUCUCGCUCAUCUUCCAACGAAAUCUCGAUCCGAGGAAAUUCCAGAAGCUCGUGUCAUCAAUCGAAAUAUUUUUGGAAUGAGACGAAAGAACAAAGUGAGCGCUGAGGAGCCAGUGGAAUCGAUUCAAACAGAAGUGAUCACUCCAACAGCACAAACCUUUGACAAUCAGACAAUCGAUUUACUAGUGAAUCCCAACUAUUUGUUCCGUCAAUGUUGUGAACAACGUCAUCUGCCUGAUACUUGUUUGAGCAAAUGUAACUACAAUGCCUACACGAAAGAUGCGCUUCAAUCAAUGUAUUUCAAGACGGAUGGUUGCCCGUUGGAAGCGGCUGCUGAUAUGCACUUUUGUGCUGCACAGGGUCGUGAUCAUCGUCAAUGCUGUAUUCGGAAUGGGGUGACGACGACGUUAGCCGGGGAGAAAUGCCUCACUUUCUGUGAUCAAACUCCUGAUAAGAUUACUCAUCUCGACUACUCGUAUGUUCCUUGCUAUGAUCGCUUCGAAAAUAUGAAGAGAUGUUUCUUCAGUGAAAUCAAAUUCCGUGCCGAGAAACAAUUCGGAAAAUUUCGAGCA